CGACCCUAAACUCCACUGAGCAAGGCCCUCAGCAGACCCUUGCCACAGCAGUUUCCCGACAGGAGAUCCCGACGUUCUGGGCGCAGCAGUGCAUUGGCUCACGCCAGGGUCGUGACCAUCGGGAGCCCCUGCGCAUCUGGGGUCGCGACGGCAUUCUCCAUCUCCUGCACACCUUCACCACACUACCUACAUAUCCGACCCAUCAACCUUCGGCACACCCCGUCGCGAGUCCGGCCCCAGACCCGGCCGACACAGGCAACGGAUGACUUUCCGCGAUUUCUCGACGCGUCCCACCCCGAUAAGGUACCGACGCCGCAAUUGAAGGGAGGGCUCACGACCCCCCACAGUCGCCUGGCCGCCCCGAGUUGGCGCGGCACAGCAUCGUUCCAAGUGCACCAGGACCUGCCGGUCGCCGAAACACCAUGCCAAAAAAGCGACGCAGCAAUGCCGGCGAUGACGCGCCCAACGGCGCCUCGGCGCCCAAGGUGAAACUGCCGCGUCUCGAGCGCGCACCCGAGGACUUCUCGAACGUGGUCAAGAGCAAGCUGCAGUCGUACACGCGCACGGGGCAGGCGUGUGAUCGGUGCAAGGUGCGCAAGAUCCGCUGCGACGCCCUCCCGGAGGGCUGCUCGCACUGCGCCUCGCAGAACCUCGAGUGCUAUGUCACAGACCGUGUCACCGGCCGCACCGAGCGCAGAGGAUACCUUCAGCAACUCGAGCGUGAAAAGGGCGCCAUGCUCGUCCAUAUUCGGGAGCUCGAGAAGUUGCUGGAGAACAACGGCGUCGAAGUGAGGCCGUGGCAGUGGCCGGGAUACACCACCACCUACCCUCCCGGCGUCACGUCCGACGCCCUUGGCAACCCGGUCCAGGAUCCGUCUUCCAAGGACCAAUGGCACCAGGUCGGCCUGGUAUGGGUCAAGAACGGCGGGCAGAAGGGGUCGUCGAACGCUCGCGCUUACACUCCAUGGUCCCUGCCUGCCCCCAGACCGACGGACAGCUACCUGGGAGUGUCUUCAGAUACUGCGCCGCUGAGCUCCAUCAAAGGCACGAUGCUGUCCAUCCUGGGGGCGACGAUCGACUUGACGUCCUUUGACGCCCCGGAUAUGGACGAGCCUCCGCCGGGAACGCCCAUCGGCUCACCCCUGUACAACAAGUCCGUCAUGGCCUUCCUGCAGUCCGCCCUCAACGUCAAUCCUCCGCUAGGCAACGUUGAACUGCCGGCCAAGAAAGAUGCCUUUACAUACGCCGAGUGGUACUUCCGCAUGGUCUCGCCCUUCCUUCCCAUACUCCACAAGCCAUCUUUCCUCCAGCUUUUGACUCGCAUCUACGACGACCCAACAUUCAAGCCUACGGUGCCCGAGCUGGUCAUCGUCCACAUGGUCUUCGCCACCAUCUACUUCCAGUACGGCAUCAGGAAUCUCGAGCAGCCGGAGAAGUCCGCGCAGCUUAACGAGCUAUCGAACAAACACUACCAUUGGAGCCUGAGUAAGUUCUUCGACCUCGCCGCCUCCCAGUCGGUGACGGCGGUCCAGGCGCUGGCCAUGAUCGUGUCGCAUACCCGCAACUUUCCCAAGCCGGGGUGCUCUGUGGCCGUCGCCAGCGUCGCCUUCGGGAAGGCGCUCGAGAUGAAUCUGCACAGGGCCGUCCAGGUGCCGGGCGGCGGGACGACGCUGGAGAACGAGGUGCGCAAGCGCGUCUGGUGGGCCGUCCUUGCCAUUUUGUGCACUCUGAACGGCCGGCUCGGGAGGCCCAUGCCCAUCUCGGCGGACGAGUUCGACGUUGAUUUUCCGAUCGCCAUCAACGACGAGUACAUCGGCGAGGAAGGCAUUCUGGAUCCGUCCAAGAUUGGCCAUUGCAACUUCCAGGCCGGGCUCACGGGCUUCAAAAUCGCUCCCUUGUUCAUGGAAAUGUACUCCAAGAUCUACAGCGUGCGCCGGGACCCCAGCAGAUACACCGAGGUGGUCAACCGCUUGGACGCGGCAUUGCAAGACCUGAUGGACAACCUGCCCGACGAACUCAGGAUAGAGAAAUGUCAGCCGGCGACCCAGGUGUUCGCGCUUUACACGCAGGCCUUCUGUCUCGAGUUUAGGCUGUGUCUGCGACACCCCUCCGUGUGUCUUUCGGAUGAUCCUAAGACAUGCGCCGAGAACACAAGGGUCUGCGAAGACACGGCACGGAAGCUUCUCAAGGUGGUCGCGGCGCUGUUGAAGAUGAAGUCGUUGGACACGACGUGGUAUCAGCUAUCGGUGUAUGUUGCGGCAAUCUUCUCGACCCUCGUUGCACACUGGCAGCGGCGCUUCAAUACGACUACGUUCGAGGUUGCGAAGCUUCGGGAAGAGAUGUCAUUGUGGCUAACCGUCAUCGGAGAGAUUGGGAGACUCCUUGGUAAGCCUUUAUCCGCCGCUUCGGCCAGUCUCCUCUGCUUUGUCUUGCUUUCAUCACUAACGCCCCAGGUAGGUACCGGCAAUCGGCUUACGGCCGAGAUCGGUGCCAUCAUCGAACGGACAAUCAGCUGGAUAGAACAAGACAGGGGCCGGAAGCCCGGCUCGUCCGGGAGUCAAGGCUCGCUGAAAGCGUCGUCGUCAUCAGCGGCGUACCAGCAGCCCCCCGACGCAGCAAAGCAGGACGCAGAAGGCCAACUUGGGCCGGGCAGCGCAGGCACGGCGGGGUCCGACCAACGCAGCGCCGGCACGACGAACGGCAACGGCGGUUAUUACGACCCUGGUGCGGCGGGGCCGGCAGGUCCGUACUCGUCGCUCGGGUAUAACGACCAGUCCUCCGGGGGAGCCAGCGUCAACGCGAACGCGAACGGGGCAGGCGACUCGGCGGACGGGGCACACUAUCUCUACGCCGCGGCAUCCGCCGCAUCAGCGGCGGCGGCGCCAAACACGGCGACGGCAGCGGCGGCGGCGGCGGAGCAGGCGGCGGCAGCACAGAACCCCCUCAUCGCAUUUGCCUCGCAAGCCACACAGCACGUGGCGGGGCAGGCGGCGGAAAACUGGUCAGCGCAGACGCAGCUGAUGGCGCAAAACGCAGCGCCGAACACGUGGCAGGCCUGGACCAACGCAAUCCAGGACAGCCAGGAUCGGUACAGCGCCAACGCACUGCUCACACUCGGGUCGGGGCGGCCGGGCGACGUCGGAGCGGGGCCCGUCGUCGACCACGUCAACCAGGCAGACGCCCUGGUGAAUCCGAAUGCCGGGCAGUGGCCGAUGCUCCUGUUUCACGACGGGUCGGGAGGCGUGAGCGGUUCUUGAGGGCGAAUGGCGACUCUGCUUGCUCUCUUUCUCCCUACGUGCAUUCGAAUUGGGCUGGUGUUUGAUACCAAUGGUGUGCAGGUUUCGUUCAGCCGAGUCUGGGUGUGUUUUUCCUAUGGGACUACGACUCGGUGAUGGAGCCGCGUUCGGCGUGCUCUGGA
Messenger RNA from Thermothielavioides terrestris NRRL 8126, 3418 nucleotides. RefSeq lists its product as uncharacterized. Gene Ontology annotation, biological process: DNA-templated transcription; regulation of DNA-templated transcription. The coding region runs from base 423 to 3257 and encodes 944 amino acids. Gene Ontology annotation, molecular function: DNA-binding transcription factor activity, RNA polymerase II-specific; DNA binding; zinc ion binding. The record is from RefSeq and is a predicted model, not a curated record. The transcript has 3 exons. NCBI's taxonomy places the organism in Eukaryota, Fungi, Ascomycota, Sordariomycetes, Sordariales, Chaetomiaceae.